AUGAAGAAGCCUCGGAAUGGCUCCUUAUAUAUCAAAAGCCAAAGCAAAGACACCAAUGAGACCUUUAAUUUUCAGAAACACAAUGAAAGCUGCAAUUUUCAGAAAAACAAUGACAGCUGCAAGAACAAAAACAAGAAGAACAAUUACAGCACCAAUAAGAGCAAGAGCUUCUAUGAAUUAUCUGUGUCUUUGAUCUUCUCACUUUGGUGCCUUGUCUUCCUGUUCUACUCUAAACUUGGUCUUGGCCAUGGGAAUGGAGGGAAUUCAGCUCCUGAUAACAGAACUACACAUUGUCCUAGUGUUCACAAUGGUGAGCAUGGUGAUCAUGCAUGCUCAUUUGUAGAAAACGGAAACAGAAGGCAGACUAAUGGAAUGCUAUUAGAUUUUGGUUCGUCUAAAAGCCGUAAUGAUUCUGAUGUAUCUCACAACUAUGCAAUUUCCAAGUACUCACUUCCAGAGACAAAUAGGUUAGAAAAAUUAGUUUGGAGUGUUUUAGGUUAUGGUGAUUUGGUUUGUGAAGUACAUCAAGCACAAGAAGAGCAGAACACAAGUCAUUCAGGGCAAUAUCUGAAUGGUAGAACUUCUCAUUCCACCUAUCUCAAUUUUGAUGAAUUUCGAAACAUAACAAAGCAAGAAAAAGGUCAGGAUGUGCCUAGUCAGCUCGUUAACAUUCCCCAUGGGCUUGAACCUGAUGGAACGGAGUACAACUAUGCCUCUGCGUCCAAGGGUGCAAAAGUGGUGGCUCACAAUAAGGAAGCAAAAGGAGCAAGCAACAUAUUGGGCAAGGAUCACGAUAAGUACCUGAGAAACCCUUGUUCUGUAGGGGGGAAGUUUGUUAUCGUUGAACUUGCAGAAGAGACUCUGGUAGAUGCUGUCAAAAUUGCAAACUUUGAGCAUUACUCUUCUAAUUUCAAGGAAUUUGAAUUGUCAGGUAGUUUAAGCUAUCCAGCAGAUGCAUGGUCCCCAUUGGGAAACUUUGUUGCUGCUAAUGUCAAGCAUGCUCAAACCUUUAAGCUUCCAGAACCCAAAUGGGUAAGAUACUUGAAGUUGGAUUUGCUAAGUCACUAUGGAUCAGAGUUUUACUGCACACUGAGUGUUCUAGAGGUGUAUGGUAUUAAUGCAAUUGAGCGAAUGCUUGAAGAUCUGAUUGUGGCGUCUGCAGAAUCUGCGGCCAAUAAAUUGGCAGAGCCUAAUGCAACUGUAAUAUCUUCUCCAAAAGAAGAGGUUGGUUCAACUGACCGGAGGACAAGUGGUGAAGGUCAAAAUGGGGUACGAACGGCUGGUGUAGGGAUCGAAAACAUUGAAGAUACACAAAAAGUCAAUUUAGACGUUACCAAAAAUCCAGUAACUACAAACAAGAUUCCAGCAACAACAAACAAAAUUCCAGAACCUGUUAUGAAGGUAAGACAGCAGCCAAAUGGAAGAAUUCCUGGUGAUUCUGUUCUGAAGAUUUUGAUGCAAAAGGUGAGGUCACUUGAGCUGAACUUAUCUGUGCUGGAAGAAUAUAUCAAAGAAUUAAAUCGAAGACAAGGGGAUAUCUUGCCGGAGGUUGGUAAAGAGCUAUUAAGAUUAUCAUUGCUUCUGGACAAAACCAAAACGGAGAUUAAAGAUCUCAUGCAAUGGAAGGAAAAUAUGGAAAAAGAAUUUACUGACCUCGAAUCAUGGAAAGCUGUUGUCUCAUCUCAAGUGAAUGCGUUGGCCAGGGAAAACAACAUGUUAAGAUUGGAUUUUGAAAAUGUUAGGAAAGAUCAAGCGAGCCUGGAAAGUAAAGAGCUUGCUGUUCUAGCCAGCCUCCUCUCAGCCUGA
Prunus armeniaca (apricot) is the source of this 1806-nucleotide messenger RNA. The record is from the annotation of a GenBank genome assembly. NCBI's taxonomy places the organism in Eukaryota, Viridiplantae, Streptophyta, Magnoliopsida, Rosales, Rosaceae.